Equus quagga is the source of this 6171-nucleotide messenger RNA. It is a transcript of the gene TDRD12, whose product is annotated as tudor domain containing 12. Gene Ontology annotation, biological process: transposable element silencing; germ-line stem cell division. The transcript is spliced from 33 exons. The record is from RefSeq and is a predicted model, not a curated record. Bases 151 to 4071 code for a protein of 1306 amino acids. Lineage: Eukaryota; Metazoa; Chordata; Mammalia; Perissodactyla; Equidae. Gene Ontology annotation, molecular function: nucleic acid binding; ATP binding.
CGUUGUCCGGGCCGUUGGCGCACACGUGGUUUGUGGAAGUCUCGAGGCGGCGGCGGGCGGGGGCAGGCUGCGGGCUGCGGGGCCGAAGCCCCGAGGGCGCCCGCGGCGGCGUCCAGGGCCUGCAGCGCGCCGGCGGCGAGGCGCAGGAAGAUGCUCGAGGUCCUGGUGCUGAAGAUUGAAGAUCCAGGUUGUUUCUGGGUUAUUAUAAAAGGAUGUAGUUCCUUUUUAGAUCAUGAAGCUGACUAUCAAAAACUAAAUAGUGCCAUGAAUGACUUCUAUAACAGAAUGUGUCACGAUAUAGAAAUAAAACCGCUAAUGUUGGAAGAAGGGCAGGUUUGUGUGGUUUAUUGUCAGGAACUAAAGUGCUGGUGCAGGGCUGUGAUUAAGUCCAUCGUGUCUUCAGCAGACCAUUACCUGGCAGAAUGUUUCCUUGUGGAUUUUGCCAAGUACAUUCCAGUGAAAUCCAAAAACAUCCGAGUUGCAGUAGAAACUUUUAUGCAGCUUCCCUACAGAGCGAAAAAGUUCAGACUGUACUGCACAAAGCCUGUCACAUUGCACAUUGACCUCUGUGAAGACACGGCUGAGAUUGCACCCGCCAGGAAGUGGGACAGUGCAGCUGUUCAGUACUUUCAGAACAUUCUAAAAGCAACUACCCAGGUGGAAGCCAAGUUAUGUGCUGUGGAAGAAGAUACUUUCGAGGUUUACCUUUAUGUAACUAUAAAAAAUGAAAAGGUUUGUGUGAAUGAUGAUCUGGUUGCAAAGAACUUCGCUUGUUACGUGUCACCCGUGGAGAGUAAAAACCUUGAUUCUUUAGAGAAACCAAGACUGGAUAUAAAGUCAGCAUCCUUUUCUAAUAAACUCAAUCCGGCGCUUACUCUCUGGCCAAUGUUUUUGCAAGGAAAGGAUUCUCAAGGAGUGAAAAAUUCGCAUGGUUUAACUUCCCUGGCACAGUCUCUCCAGCAUCCGUGGCCCAAGGGUGUUGUUGGUGGCCGGGGGCCCACCGCUGCGAUCCUGGAUAAAACUAUAAAAUGUAAUAUGGAUUCAUUGAGAGAUUCACCUAAAAAGAAAUCUGAAAAGAAACAACAGUGCAUCUCUUUAAAAGAUGUAAAUAAGUGUGUUGAAUCUUCAGUGUACUGGCCAACAAAAAGAGGCAUCACCAUAUACGCUGACCCAGAUAUACCAGCAGCAAGAGCUGUAUGUCAGAAGGCAAAUGAGAAAUCACUUAGAUUGGCUGAGAAGAAAGAAUACAAUGAGAAGAAUGGCUGUGUGAAAUUAUUGCAGUUUUUAAAUCCUGAUCCUUUGAGAGCUGAUGGAAUCUCUGAUCUGCAGCAGGUGCAGAGGUCGCCGUGGGGCGCGCGCCCACCGCUGGCCGUGCUCCGGAACAGCAUCGAGCCGUGCCUGUCCCUCGGCUCGUCGCCGCUCUCCGCAGACCUGAAAAGGGCUCUUCAAAGAAAUAAGUUUCCAGGACCUAGCCACACCGAGUCUUACUCUUGGCCUCCCAUAGCACGUGGCUGUGACGUGGUCGUCAUUGCUCACUGCGGAAAUGACCCUCUGCUGUACCUUCCACCCGUGCUUACGAUUUUGCAGACAGCGGGUUGCUACAAGUCGUUACCGAGUAGAAAUGGACCUCUGGCAGUCUUCGUGUGCCCUGGAUGGAAGAAGGCCCAGUUUGUUUUUGAAUUAUUGGGAGACUACGGCACGUCCUCCAGGCCGCUUCAUCCCGUGUUGUUAACCAUCGGACUCCACAAGGAUGAAGCCAAAAAUAUGAAGCUUCCACGGGGCUGUGACGUGAUUGUUACGACACCACACAGCCUCCUGAGACUGCUCAGAUAUCAGAGCUUGUUGUUUCUUAGACUCUGUCACCUGAUCCUGGACGAGGUGGAGGUAUUAUUCUCUGAAGCCAGGGAACAAAUGUUUGCUAUAUUAGAUAACUUUAAAAAAAAUAUUGAAGUUGAAGAAAGGGAAUCGGCACCCCGUCAGAUCGUUGCGGUCGGAGUUCACUGGGACAGACACGUGGAGCAUUUGCUCCGAGAGUUCAUGAGCGAGCCGUCCGUGGUGAUCACGGCCCUGGAGGAGGGCGCUCUCUAUGGCAGUGUGCAGCAGGUGGUGCAUCUUUGCCUAGAAUGUGAAAAAACCUCUACUUUACUCCAAACUCUUGAUUUCAUCCCAAGUCAGGCACAAAAGACGCUGAUAUUCACCUGUUCUGUAGCUGAAACAGAAACAGUGUGCAAGGUAGUAGAAAGCAGUUCCAUAUUCUGCUUGAAAAUGCACAAAGAGAUGGUUUUUGAUUUAAAAAAUGUUUUAGAGCAGUGGAGGAAGAAGUUAAGUUCUGGCUCUCACAUUGCGUUAGCCUUGACUGAUGAUUGCAUCCCGCUCCUGGCCAUCACUGAUGCCACGUGUGUGAUUCACUUCAGCUUUCCUUCCUCUCCAAAAAUUUUUGGCGGACGCCUAUAUUGCAUGUCUGAUCAUUUUCACAGUUCAGCCGAACAGGGUUCUCCUGCAGAACAGGGAGAUAUAAAAACCAAAUCUGUGUUGCUGCUGACGGAGAGAAAUGCAUGCCAUGCAGUUGGUGUCCUGCGCUACUUGGAGCGAGCAGAGGCCAAGAUUCCACUGGAGCUGUACGAGUUCACUGCGGGGGUUCUGGAAGCCAAAGAAGACGAAAAAGCCACCAGGCCUCUUUGUCCGUAUCUUAAGGCUUUUGGUUUUUGCAAAGACAAAAGACUCUGUCCUGAGCGACACCAUAUUAAUCCAGAAAGAGACGCGCCAAGGAAACUGUCCAACCAGGCUGUGCCGGGGUUUGGGUGUAUUAAAAUAAUACCCUUGUAUAUUUUGAAUGCAACAAAUUACUUUGGUCGUAUCGUUGAUAAACAUGUGGAUCUUUACGCAACUCUUAAUGCUGAAAUAAAUGAGUAUUUUGAGGAUUCCAGUAAUAAAACGACUGUUGAGAAGGUGGAGAAACUUGGAUUAUAUGGAUUAGCAGAAAAGACACUUUUUCACAGGGUUCAGGUGCUGGAGAAAAGCCAAAAAGAUGACACCUGGGCCCCCGACAACGUCCUCGUGAAGUUUAUAGACGAGGGCAGGACUGCACUCGUCCCGAGGGAGCAGCUGCUGCGCCUCCCCGAGCGCUUCCACGCGCUGCCCCCCCAGGCGGUGGAGUUUAUUGUUUGUAGAGUGAAGCCUGCUGACAACGAAAUCGAAUGGAAUCCCAAGGUUACUCGGUACAUUCAUCAUAAAAUUAUUGGAAAACUGCAUGAUGCAAAGGUGAUAAUGGCUUUGGGAAAUACAGUUUGGAUUGACCCAAUGGUGCACAUUACAAAGCUUUCCAAUUUGAAAACUUCUGUCGUCGAUUAUAAUGUUCGAGCUGAAAUUUUGUCAAUGGGAAUGGGCGUUGAUAAUUCAGAACAUAUAGAACAACUGAAAAAAUUAUACGAAGGAGCCAAAAUGCCAGCUUGUGAAGAAAGCCUGAGCCAAACCCUGACGCCUUCAUCAGCAGAAGAUGCCGCUCGGCAGCACACACGGCAAGGGGACAGGGGCUCAGAAAGAGGUGCGGCCUGCGAGGCAAAUUCAGCACACCAGAAGCAUGAUGCUUUACCUGAAGACACUGGAGGUGCUCCCAUUAACAAAACUCCAGGGCCUCUGCAGAGCUUCCACCCACAAAUAAAAUGGUUCCAAAAAGACGAUGUGGUCAUAUUAAAGAUACAACUAAGGAAUGUAAAAGAUUGCAAAUGCAAAUAUUUCAGAAAUAGAGUUGUGUUCAGUGCCUGGGUGGGAGAGAAAUUUUACUUGGCUGAUAUGGAGCUGCAGGCCAACAUCAUAAAAGAUGAUUGCAAAUGCAUGAUCCAAAAUGAUGAACCUGUCAUCACUCUUGCAAAGGCGAGACGGGAGUCGUGGUGUCGCUUACUCAAACAGCGGAAUCCGAAUGUGGCUUUUGACUUUGAUCACUGGGAAGAAUGUGAAGAGGAUAGCCACUUCUCCAGGGUUGUAAAUUCCAAAAAUCUCUCCUGCAAAGUGACAGAGUGGGUGGAGAGCAGUGACGAAACUUCCGGAGAUGAGGGAAGUGAGAGUGAAUGAGGACGCGAGUCAAAGCCUGAAGGGGCCGGCAGACUGCACCAGAGCGGAUGCUGCGGGGACCCAGAGUUCGGAGACCACGCAGUCCCAGUCCAGCUUCCCCACCUCACGGAGAAGUGAGGACUGAGUGUCCCCUUGUGCCACUGGGGUUUGUGAUGGUGAGAAGUUCUGAAGUGAUUUAAAAAUGGGCUCAUGGGAAGACUUUCAAAGGAGGUGGAAGCAGGGAAAAGCAGAGACACAGAAAGUACUGGUCCAGCCCAAGCCCAGCUCACACACAGUCUGUUCUGCUCGUUGCCGUUCACACGAAGCCCAUCCUGACACACUCAAGCUGAGGGAUACAGAGCAGACCGUGGCAUUUGGGUAAUGAAUUGUACUCUCUGGAGUUAGUUCGUUUUUUUCUUAGACCUACGUUCAGUACACUUCUAAAAACUGGUCUUGUGCAUAUAAAUUGAGGUUUCUGUCUUACAGGUUUAUACUCAGGACUGCUUAACAGCCUUUCACCCGUGAGAUAGUGGGGAUUCAGCAUAACUGUGUGCUAAUACUUUCAGUAUUCUGGAAAUAUCGCUGGCUACUCAGAGUAAGUUCACUGCUCAUGAAGACAGACGCCAAGGAUAAAAUGGGGUUGCCUCAGCAGUACCAGCCAGACCCAGGGCCUUCUGGUGAUAAAGCUGCUGCUUCUGAAGAACCCCGAGCCUGCAGGUCCUGGGCAUAUGGGGCUGAAAAGGACCAGUGGGGUGCCGGGAGGUGGCCCUUGGAACCUGGAUGUGAUGACCCUAAGAACAUUCAGGACUGCAUCCUGGGGUGAGGCUGUGGCUCCCAGGUCACGAGGUUAUUAGGAUGAAUGUGCAUGGUUGUUACCACUUAAAUGUGGGAAUGCCCAGAACCUGACUUUUCAUGCUGAUUAAAAAGUUAGAAAGGUGAGCUACUGGGAAAUUUAAACCCAAAGCACUUCUUCAGCGUGAGUCUGGCAGCUUUCCUAGAAGUGGAAGAGAACGCUGCUAGAGCAUGACUGUGGUGGCUGCCCCGGGAGCUUUAUUCUGUUUAUUCAUCAGAAAGCACAGGCGCCCAAGUGUGUGUACGUCCCAGUGUCAGCCCCCGCCUGAGAGGUGAACUCUGUCACCGGGCUGUUCUGUGAGCAGGUUUGGGUCACACUCUCGCUCUCAGUUUCCUCAUCUGUAAAAUAAGACAUUCCGCUCGUUGCGCAGCCUCGUGUUGCCUCAGGGAGUGUCCCAGAACUCCACCGGCUCGGCGCCUUUGUUGUGCACAGAGGCUCGUGAUGGGGGGUGAGACCUGUGCCCUCUGGAGGGAGGACGUGGUGUCCAGCCUGGACCGCUGCUGGGAGCAAGUCCUCACUGCUGCCGUGACUCCCGUGGGUUGACUGGCAGCUGUCAAAUUGGCACAUGAAGUAGAGUGGCGAUUUUCCUUUGCCUUGGCUAAAUUGAGCAGGCUCUUCACAGGUACGAGGUUCUGGUGGCUCUGCUGGCAAAGGUUCUGGCUCAGCAGAGCUCUUCGAGUGUCCCCCUCAGGAGGUGGUUUCUGUAGAUGCAGCUUUGCUCCCUCUGCUGAGGCCUUUGUGUUGGCAGCCAGGCCUCCUGAGCCGCCCUGGCGUCCCCUGGCAUUCGUGGCCGUGGCAGUCUACGCUCGGCUGUACGCAGUCUCUUUUGUAAAACAUAGCAAAUAACAAUAGCGAGUAAUAGAGUUGCCCAAAUACGUGUUUCCAUGUACAGAUGGGGCCCUGCUCUCAAAGAAGACAUGAUGCUCGUUCUCGUGUGGCGUUCACAGCCAGCUCGACAAAAAUAUUGGGGCAGGAGGGCUAGGUGUUUCAAUCUUGAUUUCUUUUUUCAGAAUUUAAAUUUCUACUGUUCGAAGUUCCGAAUCCUAUACUGUAGGACUUGGGAUGCUGACUUGUGAAAUGGAAACAAUUACUAACUGUUAUUUUGUUCUGCUGUUAAUAUGUACUGAUUUCGUGUUUUGGGACAAUUUCUGAAAUGCAAAGUAAAAGUACUUGUGUGUCUCUGCUUCUAAAAUUGCUCACCUAGUCAAUUGUAGCAUGAAGCCUUUUGCAGUACAUCAAUAAAAUUUCCAUGUUUUCACAGAAAUGUU